AUGGGUCGUAAGGGUACAAGGCUGCUCCUGGUUCUGCUGGCGGUGGUGGCCGUCUCUGUGAGCUGCGUGGCCGCUUCGGCCGACACGCAGACGGUAGACGCACGCCUCACUGCCAACUUUGUCACCGGCUACUCCAUCACCCAGGCGAGAACGUACUUGAACAGCAUCCAAGCUGAUGGGACCUGGUCUGACGUCGACUACACGGCCGGAUGCAGCGCCGACCCAUCGAGCUGGCCUGCCCUGGCGUGGUAUGCGGUCCCGGCUCUGCGCUCCAACGCGACGGUGCUCGGCGGGAUCAUGCUCGGGCUCGACUAUUGGCUCGACAACGACUACGCCAACGAGUUCUGCACCAACCGCAAGAACACCACCGCCUGCCCCUGCUCCACCCCUGGGCUGUGGAACACGAACUGGUGGGCGAACAUGAUUGGCGUGCAGCUCCAACUGGGACCAACGUGCCUGCUGCUGCGCUCGGCGAGCUCGUCGGUCUUCACGGCCGAGCACAAGUCGCACUGCGCCAAGAUCCUGGGUCGCGCCAACUGGACCGGCUUCACGGGCGCCAACACGCUGUGGCUCGCCCAGGGAGCCGUCUACGCGGGUCUUCUCACGCAGAACGACACCGCAGUCGCCGCAGCCUUCGCGGCCAGCAACAACGAGCUGUACUACUCGUCUGGUUCCGAUGACGGUAUCAAGCCGGACGGCAGCUUUCUGCAGCACAGGGGCCUCCUCUACACCGGCGGCUAUGGUGACUCGUUCAUGGCGACGUACGUCGACAUGUUCGUGUCGGCCGUGGGUACCGCGUUCGCCUCCACCGCCGCGCAGCGCGAGGUGUUCGCCAGGUUCGUGCUCGACGGACUGCAGUGGAUGAUGGUCUACUCGCCCGGCAAGAACAUCUACGACCCGUCGGUGGUGGGCCGGGCCAUCUCCCGCAAGGUCGGCCUCGUCGCCUCCCUCGACACCAACUCGCUCACCAACCUCACCGCCGGCUGGUCGCGCCAGAAGGAGUUCGAGGCGUUCGUGGAGGUGGUCACGUCGAACAACGGGUCGCGGCUGGUGGGCAACCGCAUGUACUGGGCCUCUGACUACAUGGUCCACCGCCGCGCCCACUACGUCGUCAGCGUCAAGGGCUUCUCCACCCGCAUCGCCAACUCCGAAUGCGUCAAUUCAGAAAAUUUACUCGGACUGCAUUUGAGCGACGGCGCGAUGUACGUGCACCAGUCGGGCAACGAGUACGGCCGCGUCAACGACACGGCCGACCGGUCCGUGUUCCCCCUGUGGGACUGGAACCACGUGCCCGGCAUCACCGUCGACUACGGCGUCGGCGCGCUGACCUGCGCCAGUCUCUACGCCAAGGGCCAGGCCGGCGGCUUCGUCGGCGGCGCGUCCGAUGGCACCUACGGCGCCUUCGCCAUGCGCUUCGUGUCGCCCUUCACCCGCAACCUCAGCUUCCAGAAGGCGUGGUUCAUGUUCGACGACGAGGUCGUGGUGCUGGCGGCCAACAUCACCUCGCUCGACCCGGCCGCCGCCGUGCACUCGGUGCUCGACGCCAAGGUGCUCAACGGCCCCGUGACGUCGAGCGUCGCCGGCGCACCGAUCGCCGUCGGCAGCGGCACCUCCCAGCCCUGGUGGCUCCACCACGACUCGGUGGGCUACGUUUUCCCAGAGAACCGCGGCGUGGCCGCCGCCAAUGGCUCUGUGACGCUGCAUCUGGAGACGGCGAGCGCGUCGAGCGGGUCGUGGAGCACGAUUGGUGAGGACUCGGGCACGAUCGCGCUCCCCACGUUCAACGCGUGGCUCACCCGGCAGAGCGCGCCGGUGGUCAACGACUCGCUGGCCUACGUGGUGGUGCCGGGCGUGUCGGCGGCGGCGUUCGACCCGGCCGCGACACUGGCGGCGGUCGAAGUGGUGGCCAACACGCCCCACGUCCAGGCCGUGUUCCACACCAAGCUGCGCCUGCUGGGCGCCGCGUUCUGGUCGACGACCGAGGCCGAUCAGUCACUGCAGUCGCCGGGCCGGCGCGGGUGGCGCGUGCGUGUGGACCAGCCGUGCGUGGUGCUGGUUCAGGAGGUGGACGACGGAACGCGGCUCAAGGUCACCGUGUCAGACCCGACGCAGGCCUUGAGUGGUGUCAACGUCACGAUCGACAGAGCGGUGGCGUGCGCGGCGUGCCUGAUAGCGAGCGACCAGGCCAGCACGACCAUGAGCUUCAGCCUCACGGCCGGCAGUGGUGCCUCAGCCUCGACUAUUGUCACUUCCACUGAUGCCUCUGCCGCGUCCACACUAGGCACUCACUUGUCUGGCCUUGUCGCCCUUCUUCUGUAA
Acanthamoeba castellanii str. Neff is the source of this 2319-nucleotide messenger RNA. RefSeq names its product polysaccharide lyase family 8, supersandwich subfamily protein. Gene Ontology annotation, cellular component: extracellular region. NCBI's taxonomy places the organism in Eukaryota, Discosea, Longamoebia, Acanthamoebidae. The transcript is spliced from 9 exons. Gene Ontology annotation, molecular function: lyase activity; carbohydrate binding. Gene Ontology annotation, biological process: carbohydrate metabolic process. The record is from RefSeq and is a predicted model, not a curated record. The coding region runs from base 1 to 2319 and encodes 772 amino acids.